Spirodela intermedia is the source of this 1945-nucleotide messenger RNA. The record is from the annotation of a GenBank genome assembly. NCBI's taxonomy places the organism in Eukaryota, Viridiplantae, Streptophyta, Magnoliopsida, Alismatales, Araceae.
AUGAAAGGUUGGCAUACAAUGCACGACACCUCAACUAGAUGUGUGCAAGUUACCAUAUGUUUCAACGACACACUUUUGAGAGGGCCUCAAGCUCCUCUAUGUGAGCAGCAGCAUUAUAGCUCAGCCCUGAUUUAUCUCAUGUGGGCAAUGGACUCCAUUUCCGACCUCUUUAUAAGAUGGCCAACCAUCUUCAAGUUAUAGAGUGGUUAGAAGACCUGCAGAUGAUGGCAAUGAAGGCCAUUGGUUCUACUUUCCCUAGUCAUCAUUGUUUUCUCUAAUGCAAAACUGUCUCUCCAGCACUCACUAGCUAAAUGCUAUUUACCCAUGUGAUUGGCAUUGACGAUCCUCCCCAAUGCCUACCUAACCUAAUCCAACAAAAUUAAGGGAAGAAUACCAAUCUCAAACAAACUGAGGUAUGUCCCUUUUAAAAGGGUGCAUAUACCUUUGAGAUGUCAUCAUGUGACGCCUUGCUCUCGUAAGGUUGUUAGCUACAGUUCUGAGGUAUUGAUAAGCCCGUUGGCACCUGCUCCCUUCUCACGGCUGUUAGACUGUUCUACCUGAUAUCCCCUGCUCUGUCCUAUGGUUCUUGAAAAAUCAAUGGAUAUUGGCAGGUUUUCUGUCCUGCUCUAUAUAUGUACGCCGUUGAUGCCGAGCGUGCCGCUUAUGUUGGUUUGGUGUUAUUACAACAUGCCACUUGCCAUUGCUAAGAAAAGCAACCCCGAACCCAUGCCACAAGCUCGGCAACAUCCCACAGCCUCCUCUGCAAACGAUAACAUAAAGAACUCUGGAAGAAGAUCUUCAACGAAUAAGGUGUAGUUCUUGGGGGAUUCCCUCUCUAUUUAAAUCUGUUCGAAUAAUAAUGAACAGUUUGACAAACAUCUGACGUGGGCUCAUGUGUCGGCUUGACGGCCUUAUCUUUCAGCUGGACCCACACCCCGACAUGUUGAUCUACACUUGAUGACGUCAUCACCAGCAACUGUCCUCGAGGAUCCCUCGCCCAUUGGGCGACAUCUUUUCGUGAACAAGGGACAUAUCUAACAUGAGUUCAGCUGCUUAUGGGCCGGAAGAGAUAAAUGGUCCUUCGCAAUAGCAUCUAGGCUUCCCAGGCCAAUAACGCCUCAACUAACAAAUUAGAUGGUCUCGAGUCACCCUCUCGUAUUCGCACACCAACGAACGGCUAGUAGGCGACCGGACGGCGCAGCUUCCCCAACGGCCGUCUUCUUCCCCAUGAAGUCCGCGGCUAUUUAGCGAGGCUGAAGUUUCAGACGAAGGCUAAGGAUCGAGUGGAAUCUAUACUGAGCACUUCGGAGGAGGGGUAGUGAGAGAGAAAGAGAGAGAGAGAGAGGAAUGGGGAAGUACGAGGAUGUGAAGUUACUUGGCGAUUGGCCGAGCCCCUUCUCGAUGAAGCCGAGGAUCGCCCUCAACCUGAAAAAGGUGGACUACGAGCUCAUCGUGGAGAAGAUGAACCCCAAGAGCGAGCUUCUGCUCAAAUCUAACCCCGUCCACAAGAAGAUCCCCGUCCUGUUGCACAGAGGAAAACCAGUCUGCGAGUCCCUCAUCAUUGUGCAGUACAUCGACGAGACAUGGACUUCCGCCCCCCCAUCCUCCCCGCCGACCCUUACGACCGGGCCAUCGCUCGCUUCUGGGCGGCCUACAUCGACGACAAGGUAACUUGGGGUCACCAUUGGCUCGAACUGCCAUCGAUCCCUCCCUCAUCCGCGAUGUGAUGUGCUCCUUCUGUCUCGAUUCUGACUUCGAUUGUCGACGCCUCCAGUGGGCCAUGCAGGUGAGGGAUAUUAACAAGGCGAAUACAGACGAGGAGCGGGCAGCCGCGGCGGAGCUGAUCUUCGCCGGGGUCCAGCUGCUGGAGGAGGCCUUCCAGACUUGUGGCAGGGGGGGAACUGGUUCGGCGGCGACAACGUGGGGUACGUGGACAUCACCCUAG